AUGGUGACGAAGGUCGUUUUGGUUACCGGUGGAGCCGGUUACAUUGGUUCCCACACCGUUCUCCAGCUCUUGCUCGGUGGUUUUAAGGCCGUCGCCCUCGACAAUCUUAAUAAUUCUUCUGAGGUUGCUAUGCGCAGAGUUAGGGAGCUAGCUGGUGAAUUCGGCAAUAAUCUUUCCGUUUACAAGGUCCUCACAGUUACCUAUACCUUCCGAUCAAUUUUGUUGCAUGUGCUUCUAAGCAUCACAGUUUGGUUUUUGCCAGUUUAUGUUUCUGAGAGCUAG
This is a messenger RNA of Prosopis cineraria, 282 nucleotides long. RefSeq names its product UDP-glucose 4-epimerase GEPI48-like. NCBI's taxonomy places the organism in Eukaryota, Viridiplantae, Streptophyta, Magnoliopsida, Fabales, Fabaceae. The record is from RefSeq and is a predicted model, not a curated record. Gene Ontology annotation, cellular component: cytosol. Bases 1 to 282 code for a protein of 93 amino acids. Gene Ontology annotation, biological process: rRNA processing. The transcript has a single exon. Gene Ontology annotation, molecular function: RNA binding.